Molecule: messenger RNA, 748 nt
Organism: Gasterosteus aculeatus aculeatus (three-spined stickleback)
Lineage: Eukaryota; Metazoa; Chordata; Actinopteri; Perciformes; Gasterosteidae
Gene: churc1
Product: churchill domain containing 1
Biological process (GO): multicellular organism development; positive regulation of DNA-templated transcription; fibroblast growth factor receptor signaling pathway
Molecular function (GO): zinc ion binding
Source: RefSeq, a predicted model, not a curated record
UUUACAGAUCUAAAAAGGCAGGUUUCCACUGUUCGGUGCGGAAGAGGAAUUUUCGCCCCCCCGAAAAAAGAAGAAGCUGUUCCUGUGGCGUCUCUCAGUCUAUUUUCAAGUGACUCGAACAAUUUUUGAGUUAAACAUGUGUAACGGCUGUGUGCAAAAAGAAUACCCGGACCGGGGGAACACCUGUCUGGAGAACGGCUCUUACCUGAUGAACUACCUGUGCUGCGCGAGCUGCCAUCAGAGGGACUUUGUGCUCAUCAGCAACAAAGCCACCGAGGAUGAGGACGGAGAGGAGAUCGUCACAUAUGACCAUGUUUGCAAGAACUGUGACCAUGUUGUGGCCAGGCAUGAAUAUACUUUCUCCGUUGUUGAUGAAUACCAGGAGUACACUAUGCUCUGCAUGCUGUGUGGAAAGGCGGAGGACUCAAUCAGCGUGUUGCCAGAUGACCCCAGACAGUCUGCACCUCUCUUCUAGAUCUCAAACCCGUUGGUCGAGAAUCAGUUCUUAGAUGAAGAUCACGGAUGUGUUUCUUGCAUCAGGGUUCCAACCCUUUUUAUCUUCCAUACAAGGUUUUAUGCAUUUCUUAAAUCAAAUACACAAUAAUUUAAGUCCUUCAGUGUUUAUAAACUAGUAUGUGUGGAUAUCAGAUGAGCAGCACCUAUAACGUUUUAUUAUAUUCCAGGGCGCAACAAAUAUUCUGUAUGUGAAUUGAAAAUUUACUGUAAAUAAAAAUGUCUUUAUCAGGAA